Messenger RNA from Neurospora tetrasperma FGSC 2508, 1848 nucleotides. RefSeq lists its product as uncharacterized. The annotation marks the transcript as partial. The transcript has a single exon. The record is from RefSeq and is a predicted model, not a curated record. NCBI's taxonomy places the organism in Eukaryota, Fungi, Ascomycota, Sordariomycetes, Sordariales, Sordariaceae.
CGGGUUGGUGCUUUAACAACCAGUCUAAACACGGGGAGCGAAGCAAGCUUAGAUCAAGCACUCCGGUGGGUUGAGAACUGUCUGUCCAACCAUCCAUUAUGCAACAAGGUUGUCAAUGAGAACUCACAAGGGAAAUAUCCUGCCCGGUUCCUUGAUGUAGGAUGUAGGAGCAGCCGUACGGUUAAGCUUACAGAAACUACCGGAAUGGACUUUCAGAAGCAAAGAUACAUGACACUAAGUCAUUGCUGGGGCGAUUCAGUACCGGCUCGUCUUCUCCUGGACAACUAUGCCUCCCGGUUGAAGGGGUUCGCGCUCGACGAGUUACCAAGGACUUUCCAGGAUGCAAUUCUACUAACUCAAAGGCUGAACGUACAGUUCUUGUGGAUCGACUCCCUGUGUAUCAUUCAAGACUCGUUUGACGACUGGGAAGCAGAAUCUGCCAAGAUGCGUUUUGUUUACCAGAACACGUACCUCAAUCUAGCCGCCGCUGUGUCGCCAAACUCCAGCGGAGGCUUCUUCUUCCCAAGGCACCCCCUAUCAUUCGUACCCUGUGCCAUAAAGCUAGCUCCGAACAUCAUCCUAGCACAGGGGCAGCGCUCGUAUAAUAUAAGAGAUACACCUAUUCUAUAUACAAGAGGCUGGGUUUUCCAAGAGCAAAUCUUGCCGCGCCGUACCCUUAUUUCUGGGCGACAGGAGCUGUACUGGGAUUGCUCUAUGAGCAAAACAAGCGAAUUCUUUCCAGAUUCAGUCCCAUGGGCGCGUUCAGGGAGUGGGGUGGUUAAUUCUCCUCCAAUGGAGUUAUUUAAACGCGAGCGGCUUCUUGACGCUCAACGACUGGAGGCCUGGGCAUCGCUGGUCAGUGACUACUCCGGUAGGAAACUUACCAAGCAGUCAGACAAACUUGUGGCCAUCUCGGGUCUCGCAGAGCAUUUGCGCAAUGGAUGGGAUGGCGUUACCUACCUUGCCGGCCUAUGGUCCUACCGUCUUCGAGGGAGCCUUUUGUGGAAAUGUCUGGAUGUUAAACAGAGCAAAGGACGAAAUACUGAUAUAGCUCCUUCCUGGUCUUGGGCUUCAUUGAGCGCCAAAUGUGAAUUACCUAGGAUAUGGAGCUACGUGAAACAGGAGAUGGACAGCCUUGCUGAAGUCUUAGAGGCUAUAGUCUCUCCAGUCACACCAACACACUUGUUUGGCCAAGUACUGAGUGGCGGAAUGGUCAGGAUUAGAGGCCCAUUGUUACGAGCUAGUUGUCCUGCGAUCAACACGACUUUGCAACCAGAGUGGAGAUGCGAUCUGGGUGGUAUGCGGGCUUUACUACCAGAUCUGGAACUGUCGUGGGAUGAACAAGAAUCCCAUAAGUCAGGGAUUAUUUACCUUGCGCCUCUCCAAGUUAAGUUCAACAAGUGGCCAUCUUGGCACCUUGAGGGACUAUUUUUGAGGCCCGCGCUGACAUCUCCGUUGAGGAAAGGAAAAUUCGAAAGACUGGGAGUGUUCAAGAUGUUUCAAGAGAUUGAUCUCGCGAACCAGGACCACUUGGGUCUCUAUGAUGCCCUGUUUGAGAGAUUGAUGUUCGAUACCUCUAGCAUCGAUCGACUUUCUUUAAGCCUGAUUUGUGGGCUUGAGGAAGAGAGGAUGAGCUUACUGAGAUCUGAUCCGUAUCUAAACGGCCCAUUGAAUACCAAGCUGAAAGACCGUUACUCUCCUGAGCUUGAGCCUGAGCAGUACCUCAAUCUUGCGAAGUUCCUUGACUACUUGGAAACAGCAGCGCAAUACAAUCGGGAGAGCGACAACCCGGACGAGAAUUUGGGACAAGAUGAAGGCAAUGGGUUCUAUGUAUACGAGAUAGUGUAA